This is a messenger RNA of Xyrauchen texanus (razorback sucker), 3609 nucleotides long. RefSeq names its product vesicular glutamate transporter 1-like. NCBI's taxonomy places the organism in Eukaryota, Metazoa, Chordata, Actinopteri, Cypriniformes, Catostomidae. Gene Ontology annotation, biological process: neurotransmitter loading into synaptic vesicle; synaptic transmission, glutamatergic; monoatomic anion transport. The record is from RefSeq and is a predicted model, not a curated record. Gene Ontology annotation, molecular function: L-glutamate transmembrane transporter activity; neurotransmitter transmembrane transporter activity. Bases 43 to 1785 code for a protein of 580 amino acids. Gene Ontology annotation, cellular component: excitatory synapse; synaptic vesicle membrane. The transcript has 13 exons.
GCGCGCAGUGUCCCGUUAGGUCCCAGUGUGGAGUUGAGAAGGAUGGAGGUCCGACCCGAGCGAUUUAAAGCAGCAGCGGCGAAGACUCUCGGCAGGAUACACCGGGUUCUAGAAAAGCGGCAAGAAAAUGGCGAGACGAUUGAGCUAUCCGCGGAGGGUCGUCCAGAGCUUCAGGAAGAGAAGGAACUUCCUGUGGUGGACUGCACAUGUUUUGGUUUGCCGCGACGGUACAUCAUCGCUAUUUUGUCAGGACUUGGAUUUUGCAUCUCGUUCGGUAUCCGCUGUAACCUGGGUGUGGCCAUCGUCAGUAUGGUGAACAACCACACCAUCUACAGAGAUGGCAAGCCAUACAUUGUGAAUGCUCAGUUUACAUGGGACCCAGAGACCGUCGGAAUGAUUCAUGGAUCAUUUUUUUGGGGUUACAUUGUCACUCAAAUUCCUGGAGGUUUCAUCUGCCAGAAAUUUGCCGCCAACAGGGUGUUUGGUUUUGCAGUCGUAUCCACAUCUGUCCUAAAUAUGAUUAUUCCCACAGCAGCGCGAGUACACUUCGGCUGUGUGAUUAUGGUGCGGAUACUACAGGGCCUCGUGGAGGGUGUUUCUUAUCCAGCUUGUCAUGGGAUCUGGGCAAAAUGGGCUCCGCCUCUAGAAAGAAGUCGUUUGGCCACAACAGCGUUCUGUGGUUCAUAUGCAGGUGCUGUGAUCGCCAUGCCAUUAGCUGGAGUUCUAGUGCAGUAUUCAGGCUGGUCCUCAGUCUUCUAUGUAUAUGGUAGUUUUGGGGUCUGCUGGUACAUGUUCUGGAUUCUGGUGUCAUAUGAGAGUCCAGCGGCUCACCCCACCAUCACCCCAGAGGAAAGGAAAUACAUUGAAAAUGCUAUCGGGGAAACGGCUGGAUUAAUGAACCCUGUGACGAAGUUUAACACUCCCUGGCGUAAGUUUUUCACAUCGAUGCCCGUGUACGCCAUUAUCGUGGCUAAUUUCUGCAGGAGCUGGACAUUUUACCUUCUUCUCAUCAGUCAACCUGCGUAUUUUGAAGAGGUGUUUAAAUUUGAGAUCAGCAAGGUCGGUCUCGUCUCUGCUCUUCCUCAUCUGGUUAUGACCAUCGUCGUGCCGAUCGGAGGACUGCUGGCUGACUAUCUGAGGACUCACAACAUUAUGACAACUACAAACGUCAGGAAAAUGAUGAACUGUGGCGGCUUUGGGUUGGAGGCUACGUUUCUUCUGGUGGUUGGUUUCUCUCACACUAAAGGUGUUGCCAUAUCAUUUCUUGUCCUUGCUGUUGGAUUUAGUGGUUUUGCAAUCUCUGGGUUCAAUGUAAAUCAUUUGGAUAUCGCACCACGGUAUGCCAGUAUUCUAAUGGGUAUUUCCAAUGGCGUUGGCACUCUCUCUGGCAUGGUGUGUCCUCUGAUCGUUGGUGCCAUGACCAAAAACAAGACGCGGGAGGAGUGGCAAUAUGUGUUUCUCAUCGCUUCACUCGUUCAUUAUGGUGGAGUUAUCUUCUAUGGUCUUUUUGCGUCCGGAGAGAAGCAGUCGUGGGCGGAGCCAGAGAACACGAGCGAUGAGAAAUGCGGCAUAUUAGGAGAAGACGAGCUGGCGGAUGAAACGGAAGAGCUGUACCGCACAGGGGGCGGUGGCUAUGGAGCGACUAUCCAAUCAGGUGACCCCAAUGGGGCGGGGACAGUAGGGGGUGGAGUUGGAGGAAGCUGGGUCUCAGACUGGGACAAAACGGAGGAAUAUGUCCAACCUGUCGGCACGAAUAGCUUCCUGUAUGGAGGAGAGGAGGACUAACGGAAUGAUUUUGAGAGGAGUGGUGGUGGAACAAAGGACCGAAUAUUCCUUAUAAUUAUGGACUGGGACAAGGGAAGAGGUUUUAACCCAAACCAAUAAAAAUCAUGUAAUCAAUACAACACAUUUUUUUUGUGAAAUCACAACAAUAGAUUCAGCAAAGGACUAUGUAAGUCUGUUGGUGUGAGAGUGAGUGUGUGUGUGAGUUAAAUAUCAUGAAAAACAUAGUUUUAAGUGUGUACACAUUUUUGCCUAAUAUUGUAUUUUGGCAUAUAAUCUGAUCAGUAAAGGUUCAAGAUUCGUAUUGUUAUAAAAUAUUACAGCCAUCCUGCCUAAAUUGUGACAAUCCUGAAGUGUGAAAGAUAUGAUGCUUACACAUGAAAUUAUCCUCAGGUCCUCUUUUGCAGAAAAACUGAAUAAUAUUUCCAAAAUGAUAAUCAUUUAGAGCAUUGAUCUCAUGUGCCAAUACUGUGAGGUAUGUGUAGUAUUGGUCCUUUUGCAAUGAGAAUCUAAUUUAGAUAAAUACAAUCAAAGGUAACACUUUAUUUUAAUGGUUCCAAAUAGAUAUUCAUCUGACUAAAUGUGACUUAUCAUCUGGUUUGCUAUAGCUAGUAAACAGUGUUUCAACAAACAUUCAGUAGACUAUCAAUAGCCUGUAUAACAGCAGCAAAAUAAUAGCUUAUCGACUGACUUGCUAUAGCUAGUAAACAGUGUUUCAACAAACAUUCAGUAGACUAUCAAUAGCCUGUAUAAUGCAGCAAAAUAACAGCUUACUGACUGACUUGCUAUAGCUAGUAAACAGUGUUUCAACAAACAUUCAGUAGACUAUCAAUAGCCUGUAUAAUGCAGCAAAAUAACAGCUUAUCGACUGACUUGCUAUAGCUAGUAAACAGUGUUUCAACAAACAUUCAGUAGACUAUCAAAAGCCUGUAUAACAGCAGCAAAAUAAUAGCUUAUCGACUGACUUGCUAUAGCUAGUAAACAGUGUUUCAACAAACAUUCAGUAGACUAUCAAUAGCCUGUAUAAUGCAGCAAAAUAACAGCUUACUGACUGACUUGCUAUAGCUAGUAAACAGAGUUUCAACAAACAUUCAGUAGACUAUCAAUAGCCUGUAUAAUGCAGAAAAAUAACAGCUUAUCGACUGGCUUGCUAUAGCUAGUAAACAGUGUUUCAACAAACAUUCAUUAGACUAUCAAUAGCCUGUAUAACAUCAGCAGAAUAACAGCUUAUCGACUGGCUUGCUAUAGCUAGUAAACAGUGUUUCAACAAACAUUGAUUAGACUAUCAAUAGCCUGUAUAACUUCAGCAAAAUAACAGCUUAUCGACUGGCUUGCUAUAGCUAGUAAACAGUGUUUCAACAAACAUUCAGUAGACUAUCAAUAGCCUGUAUAAUGCAGAAAAAUAACAGCUUAUCGACUGGCUUGCAAUAGCUAGUAAACAGUGUUUCAACAAACAUUCAGUAGACUAUCAAUAGCCUGUAUAAUGCAGCAAAAUAACAGCUUACUGACUGACUUGCUAUAGCUAGUAAACAGAGUUUCAACAAACAUUCAGUAGACUAUCAAUAGCCUGUAUAAUGCAGACAAAUAACAGUUUAUCGACUGGCUUGCUAUAGCUAGUAAACAGUGUUUCAACAAACAUUCAUUAGACUAUCAAUAGCCUGUAUAACAUCAGCAAAAUAACAUGUUAUCGACUGGCUUGCUAUAGCUAGUAAACAGUGUUUCAACAAACAUUGAUUAGACUAUCAAUAGCCUGUAUAACUUCAGCAAAAUAAUAGCUUAUCGACUGGCUUGCUAUAGCUAGUAAACAGUGUUUCAACAAACAUUCAG